This is a messenger RNA of Capronia coronata CBS 617.96, 1074 nucleotides long. RefSeq names its product thioredoxin reductase. NCBI's taxonomy places the organism in Eukaryota, Fungi, Ascomycota, Eurotiomycetes, Chaetothyriales, Herpotrichiellaceae. Gene Ontology annotation, cellular component: cytoplasm. Gene Ontology annotation, biological process: removal of superoxide radicals. The transcript has a single exon. The coding region runs from base 1 to 1074 and encodes 357 amino acids. The record is from RefSeq and is a predicted model, not a curated record. Gene Ontology annotation, molecular function: thioredoxin-disulfide reductase (NADPH) activity.
AUGGCACCUCAUACAAAGGUGGCCAUUGUUGGCUCUGGACCUGCCGGCCAUACCGCUGCCAUUUAUCUUUCUCGUGCAGAACUCAAACCUGUCAUGUAUGAGGGAAUGUUGGCUGGGGGCACAGCCGCCGGCGGGCAACUUACGACCACGACGGAAGUCGAGAAUUACCCCGGUUUCUCCAAGGCUAUUGGUGGUGCCGAGUUGAUGGAUGAGAUGCGAGCGCAAUCCCUGCGGUUUGGAACAGAGAUCAUCACCGAGACCAUAACGAAGGUGGACCUGAAGUCGAAACCGUUCCGACUAUGGAGAGAAUAUGAAGACGGGGAUGCCGAUGAACCCGCACACACAGCGGACGCAGUUAUCAUCGCGACAGGCGCCAACGCCAGGAGGCUGGAUCUGCCUGGAGAGGAGAAAUACUGGCAGAACGGCAUAUCUGCAUGCGCCGUGUGUGACGGUGCGGUGCCGAUCUUCAGGAACAAACCGCUCGUUGUUAUUGGCGGUGGAGAUUCCGCGGCAGAGGAGGCAAUGUUUUUGACCAAAUACGGCUCGCACGUUACGGUUCUUGUCCGAAAAGACAAACUGAGGGCAUCGAAGACCAUGGCCAAGCGCCUCCUUACGCACCCCAAGGUGACAGUGAAAUUCAACCAUGUGGCUGUGGAGGUACAAGGCGAGAACAAACCCAGAGGCCUGAUGACUCACCUGAAAGUCAAGAACGUGGUCACAAGUGAAGAGGAGGUGCUUGAGGCCAAUGGCCUGUUUUAUGCAGUCGGACAUGACCCAGCUACUGCGUUGGUCAAGGGUCAAGUUGACACCGACGAGGAUGGCUACAUCAUCACCAAACCGGGCACAAGCUACACCAGCGUUCCCGGAGUCUUUGCUGCUGGCGAUGUCCAGGACAAACGAUACCGACAAGCGAUCACAAGUGCAGGCAGUGGUUGUAUGGCGGCGUUGGAGGCCGAAAAAUACCUGGCCGACCUCGAAGAUGACGAGCCCAAUAUCGAGAAAGAGACCCAGGCGAAGAAACCCAAUGUCAAUGGUGAGGCGGCACCGGAGUAUCGGUCAAACCCACUUUUGUAA